CCAGCUCAGUGAGGAGGCUGCUAGCCCUGCCCUCUUAAGAAGAUGUCUUAUGGAUCCAUCGCUGGUGGAAGUGGCCUGGGGAGCCGUGGCCCUUUUGGGGGACCCUCGAGAAAAGGCUAUCAGCCCCUAGAGUGCGCUAGAUGUUGGACGGAGUAUGGAAUCCGCCAUUUCCCCUGCCUGUCGCCAGACAGCAACCCACAGGACCUCUGUGUGGGGAAGGACGGGGAAGGUGAUCUGGGGCCGGCGGGCACGCUCAGAGUCCCAAGGGCCAGGAAGCGAGGGCCAGAGGUUGCUCCUGAAGGCAGUCAGACGCCAGAGCCCACCUCACCACUUGCCACUGUCCUAAGGAAGGACUUGGCUGCCGGGCCCCAUGGCUGGAUGGCAGGACCGAGUGCCACCCGGGCCAAGAAGAGGAAGCCCAACUUCUGUCCACAGGAGACCGAGGUACUGGUGUCCAAGGUCAGCAAGCACCACCAGCUGCUGUUUGGCACGGGGCUACUGAAGGCUGAGCCUACCCGCAGGUACCGUGUGUGGAGCCGCAUCCUGCAGGCUGUGAACGCACUGGGCUACUGCCGCCGCGAUGUGGUCGACCUGAAGCACAAGUGGCGGGACCUGCGAGCCGUCGUGCGACGCAAGCUGGGUGACCUCCGGAAGGCAGCCCAAGGCCCCGGCCCAGGCUCCAGCAAGCCCCCGGCUCUGGCCCUCACCCCCGUGGAGCAAGUGGUAGCCAAGACCUUCUCCUGCCAGGCCCUGCCCUCUGAGGGCUUCGACCUGGAGCCGCUCCGAGCCACCCAGGUCGACCCUCAUGACCUCCAGGAGCUGGUCCAGGAGACAUCGGCCAAUGUCUUCCGAAUCAACUCCAGCGUGACCUCCUUGGAGCGGAGCCUCCGGUCUCUGGGAACACCGAGUGACACACAGGAGCUUCGGGACAGCCUGCACACAGCGCAGCAGGAGACCAAUAAAACCAUUGCGGCCAGCACCAGCGCCAUGAAGCAGAUGUCCGAGCUGCUGCGUGGCUCCUGCCCGCAGGAGCGGCUUCAACUGGACCGGCUGAAAACCCAGCUCACGGAUGCCAUUCAGCGUUAUGGAGUGAUACAGAAGAAAAUUGCAGAAAAGUCUAGAGCACUGCUUCCCACGGCACAGAGAAGCAGCAAACAGCAGAGUCCCCAGGCCUCUUUUGCGGAGCUGGCUGAUGAUGAGAAGAUUUUUAAUGGGGGUGACAACAUGUGGCAGGGCCAGGAGCAGGCACUGCUUCCAGACAUCACUGAAGAGGACCUGGAGGCCAUCCGGCUGCGUGAAGAGGCCAUCCUGCAGAUGGAGAGCGACUUACUGGAUGUGAAUCAGAUCAUCAAGGACUUGGCCUCCAUGGUGUCAGAGCAAGGCGAUGCUGUCGAUAGUAUUGAAGCCAGCAUUGAGGCUGCAUCCUCGCAUGCAGAGGCAGCCAGUGAGCUCCUGGCUGGAGCCAGCCGGCACCAACUCCAGAGACGCAAGAUCAAGUGCUACUUCCUGUCAGCUGGAGUCACUGCCCUGGUGGUCGUCAUCCUCAUCAUUGCCACCACUGUCCGGAAGUGACGCCACUUGUGGUUGAUGGCAUCACCUGGCCUGCGAUGGACACGAGAGAGCUUUACGCCUACCUGCUGCCGUCUCCUGCGCUGGCCCUGCCCACCUCUGUGCCCCCCGAGCUGAGUCAACCAAUAAACUGCUUCUGCUUAGAGAA
This is a messenger RNA of Carlito syrichta (Philippine tarsier), 1717 nucleotides long. RefSeq names its product t-SNARE domain containing 1 (gene TSNARE1). The record is from RefSeq and is a predicted model, not a curated record. Gene Ontology annotation, cellular component: nucleus; membrane. The transcript has 13 exons. Gene Ontology annotation, biological process: vesicle-mediated transport. The coding region runs from base 43 to 1572 and encodes 509 amino acids. Lineage: Eukaryota; Metazoa; Chordata; Mammalia; Primates; Tarsiidae.